CUGAUCAAAAAACAGUGGACACUGAAUGUACAAAAAAAUUAAUAAUAUGAAAUCCAGACUCAAGAAAAAGACUGACAUAAACAGGACUGGAAAUAAAAUUGUGCUGCAGGAUUGGGAAAAGAUUUUGUUGGAAAUCAUGGAAGGCAACACAAAUUCAGUACUUGCAAAAGUUCCAAGAGCAUUAUCUGUCGGCAUACAAGAAACAGAGACGAAGAUCAGCCUUGAAGAUUCAAUCCCUAGGCAAUCAACUUCUGCUUCUGAAACGAGUGCAGAAAAUGAUGAUGCAAUUAGUACAGUACAACAGGAACCUAAAAAAAGAAACACAAUAAAGUUAGUCCUCUUGAAGAAUAUGAAACAAACAUUACUAAACAACUCUCGAAUAAAGAACUACAAACACUAGUUUUCCUGAAACACCUGAGAGUUUUAGAAAUGAAAGAGGAAAACUCAAAAGACAGCUAAACAGAGAUGUUGAUGAACAAUCUAAUUCACGCAAUGAUAAUAUCAUUCACGCUGAC
Messenger RNA from Acanthoscelides obtectus, 515 nucleotides. Lineage: Eukaryota; Metazoa; Arthropoda; Insecta; Coleoptera; Chrysomelidae. The record is from the annotation of a GenBank genome assembly.